GAGAGAGAGAGAGAGGAAGCAAGCUGGUCCGGAGGGGUUGCGACAACCCCAGCAAUGUGGAGAAGCCUAGGGCUGGCCCUGGCUCUCUGUCUCCUCCCCUAUGGGGGGACAGAGAGCCAAGGCCAAAGCCCUGCUUGUAAACAACCUCCAGCCUGGAGCAUAGGAGAUCAAAAUCCAAUGCUCAACUCCGAGGGUACAGUGACCGUGGUGGCUCUCCUUCAAGCCAGCUGAUACCUGUGCCUUCUACAGGCGUCCAGACUGGAAGACCUGCGCCUGAAACUAGAGAACGAAGGCUACUCUAACAUUUCUUACAUUGUUGUGAACCAUCAAGGAGCCCCCUCUCAAUUGAAACACACACACCUUAAGAAUCAUGUGUCAGACCAUAUUGCUGUUUACCGACAAGAAGAACACCAGACAGAUGUCUGGACUCUCCUAAAUGGAAACAAAGACGAUUUCCUCAUAUAUGACAGAUGUGGCCGUCUCGUGUAUCACCUGGGCUUGCCCUAUUCCUUCCUCACUUUCCCGUAUGUCGAAGAAGCCAUUAAGAUCGCUUACUGUGAGCAGAAGUGUGGAAACUGCUCUCUCACGAGUCUUGAAGAUGAAGACUUCUGUAAAAAUGUGUCCUCAGCUGCCGUGGGUAGCACAGCGGAGCCCUCAAAGACACAUCACCACCACAAGCACCAUCACAAACACGGGCAUGGGCAUCUUGGGAGCAGUGAGCUGUCCGAGAAUGAGCAUGGGCAUGGGCAUCUUGGGAGCAGUGAGCUGUCCGAGAAUGAGCGACCAGGGGCACUAGAUGCUAAGCCAGCUUUGCCCCCUUCAGCCUUACAUCAUCCCCAGCACAGGCAGGGUCACUUAGAGAGCUGAGACAUGCAGGCGAGUGAAGGCCUACAGCUCUCACUUGCCCAAAGGAAGCUUUGCCGGAAGGGGUGCCUAAACCAGCUCCUGUGUAAGUUGUCCCAGGAGUCCGGGACGACUGCCAGCAGCUGCUGCUGCCACUGCCGCCAUCUCAUCUUUGAGAAGUCAGGGUCCGCAAUCACCUGACAGUGCGCGGAAAACCUCCCGUCCUUGUGUAGCUGACAGGGACUUUUUGCUGAGGAGAAAGUCAUUGAAUCUUGACAGUGUCGGGCCCCUCCAGCUGCCUGACGGAGUCAGCCACUAAACCCCACAGAAGCCAGCCCCACCUGAAGCUGAAAGAAUAAGACCAAAAAGUGA
Peromyscus eremicus (cactus mouse) is the source of this 1215-nucleotide messenger RNA. RefSeq names its product selenoprotein P (gene Selenop). The record is from RefSeq and is a predicted model, not a curated record. The transcript is spliced from 5 exons. Gene Ontology annotation, cellular component: extracellular region. Gene Ontology annotation, molecular function: selenium binding. Lineage: Eukaryota; Metazoa; Chordata; Mammalia; Rodentia; Cricetidae. Gene Ontology annotation, biological process: selenium compound metabolic process.